AUGGAGAAACAGAACCUCACAGUCUUGAAUGAAUUCAUCCUGAUGGGUAUCACUGACCGCCCUGAGCUACAGGUCCCACUAUUUGGACUCUUCCUCAUCAUCUAUCUAUUCUCACUGCUGGGCAACUUGGGGAUGAUCCUCCUAACUAUGGUGGAUUCCAGGCUGCAAACACCGAUGUAUUUCUUUCUCAAACACUUGGCUAUCACGGAUCUUGGAUACUCUACAGCUGUGGGACCUAAAAUGUUAGAAAAUUUUGUUGUGACCCAAAAUACAAUAUCAUAUUAUCUUUGUGCUGCACAGCUUGCUUGCUUUCUUCUUUUCAUUACUUGUGAACUGUUUAUUUUGUCUGCCAUGUCUUAUGACCGCUUUGUGGCCAUCUGUAACCCACUGCUCUACCCUGCCAUCAUGUCACAGAGGUCAUGUUGGGUCCUGGUGGCAAUCCCAUAUCUAUAUGGUUUAUUUCUGUCUCUUAUUAUUACUUUAAAGAUGUUCACUUCAUCAUUCUGUGGUUACAAUGUAAUCAAUCACUUUUUCUGUGACUGUAUUCCUUUGAUACCUUUGCUCUGUUCAAACACUCAUGACCUUGAGCUGAUAAUUCUAAUCUUUGCCAUUUUUGAUUUGAUUGCUUCACUUCUAGUUGUUCUUGUGUCUUACCUGCUAAUCCUUAUAGCCAUUCUAAGAAUGAACUCUGCUGAGGGAAGGCGCAAGGCUUUUGCAACUUGUGGAUCACACCUGACUGUGGUCAUCGUCUUCUAUGGGACUUUGAUAUCUAUGUAUUUGCAGCCAAAUUAUAGUCAUUCACUUGAUACCGACAAAUUGGCAUCCAUUUUUUAUACCCUGAUUAUUCCCAUGUUGAAUCCCUUGAUCUACAGUUUGAGGAACAAAGAUGUAAAAGAUGCUGGACAGAGGAUAUGGAGGAAGAUGUGCAAGAUUUGA
Messenger RNA from Myodes glareolus (Bank vole), 936 nucleotides. NCBI's taxonomy places the organism in Eukaryota, Metazoa, Chordata, Mammalia, Rodentia, Cricetidae. The record is from RefSeq and is a predicted model, not a curated record.